Ipomoea triloba (trilobed morning glory) is the source of this 996-nucleotide messenger RNA. RefSeq lists its product as uncharacterized. Lineage: Eukaryota; Viridiplantae; Streptophyta; Magnoliopsida; Solanales; Convolvulaceae. The record is from RefSeq and is a predicted model, not a curated record. The transcript has a single exon. Bases 1 to 996 code for a protein of 331 amino acids.
AUGGACGUCGGAGCGCUGGAGUUAAGUUGUGCUGUUUUGUCGCUAGAUGAAGAAGACGCCGGAGGUCUGGAUGCACCUAUUACUGAUCAAGCUAGUGGGAGUGUUAUAUAUUUUGAACUGGUAGGUCGUUUUCUCACACAGCGGGCUAUAAAGUUUGAGCACAUGCAACAAGUUAUGGCAUCAGUUUGGCAACCUGUUAUGGGUGUCCGGAUUGUGUCUCUUGAAGACAAUCUUUUUGUGUUUCAAUUCCCCCAUAGACGUGAUAUGCAGAGAGUCAUUGACGAAGGACCGUGGUCUUUCGAGAAUAACACGUUGUUUUGCAAACUUGUUCCUCCUAGUGUGAGACCUGAAGCAGUUGUCCUGGAUUCCAUUGAUUAUUGGGUCCAGAUUCACGAUCUGCCUACUAUGUUCACUAGUGCGGAGUUCAUCGAGCAGAUCGGGAAUUAUGUGGGUGUUUUCAAAUUUGCUGAUCCAAAUAAUUUUGGUGGAACGUGGAGAAGCUUUAUUCGCGUAAGGGUUUCUCUGCAUUUGUCUGAGCCUUUAAAGCGUAGAAUGAAAUUACGCAUGCGUGAUGGUACCUUCCAGUGGAUCUUGUUUAAGUAUGAACGACUGACAACUUUUUGCUUUUGUUGCGGAUUGAUUGGGCAUUCUGAACGUUUCUGUCGAAAGGUUUAUGAGCAAGGAAUUGAGCCUAAGGAUUACCCGUAUGGAGCAUGGCUGCGGGCAGGAGUUCGUCGGCCUCCUAAGCCGGUUGGGGCUAAGUGGCUUCUUGCGGAUUUGCCGAAUACGCCUUCAUGUGUGCCAUCCACCCCUGCGAUUCCCUCUAGUCAGUCUGGUCAGGUUGAGGAAGGGGUUCUGUUGCAUGGUGAUCUUAAACGCAGGAGAGAGGGUGACUGCGAAGAAGCUCAGUCGGUUGCUAAUGAUGUGAGAAUGGAAGACAUUUCAAAAAACUUGGUUUUGGCGGGUCCGGUGGUCCAGACCCGCCCAUCCAUAUGA